Molecule: messenger RNA, 585 nt
Organism: Ceratosolen solmsi marchali
Lineage: Eukaryota; Metazoa; Arthropoda; Insecta; Hymenoptera; Agaonidae
Product: kallikrein 1-related peptidase b5-like
Exons: 2
Coding region: 97-489 (130 amino acids)
Biological process (GO): proteolysis
Molecular function (GO): serine-type endopeptidase activity
Source: RefSeq, a predicted model, not a curated record
UAUGCAUUUUACGACGUGGGUUUGCUGAAGCUCAAGCACGCACUGGUUUUCAAUCAUCGUGUGAGUCCAAUCAAGCUUCCCAAAGCCGAUGGUAUCAUGUCUGGUAGAACAAAACUUAACUACAAUCUUGUAAUGACUGGUUGGGGCCACGUUGGUCGAGGUAUUUUACCGGAAACCUCUGAUAUACUAUGCACUGUAAAUGAGCCGAAAGUCCCCAUUAGAACAUGCCAGGAGUCUAUUCGUCAAGCUUUCAACUGGGUUGAGCUCAACGACUUACAAAUUUGCACCAGACCACUGGAUGGAAGUGAUCUUGCUUGUAUGGGUGACUUCGGAGGUCCACUUAUUCAAUAUGACAGUAAUAAUAAACCUGAAAUAAUAGGAAUUCGUACUUGGACAAUGAUAGCUUGUAACACCAACGGUGUUCCACCCAUCUAUGCACGAAUUCCUUCUUUCGUCAAAUGGAUCAAUAAGAAUAUUAAUCAAAACUGAUUCCGACGUUAAAGAAUAUUGAAGUUGAAAUUUCACUUAUACACAAAUUUACUUAUUUCAAUAAUAUAAAUGGACGAAUUAUUAUUUUUGAAACUA